GGCAAGCACUAUUGAGUUGUUUCUUUGUUGUGAUGACUUCUUUCGUUCUAGUUUUCACUGUAAUUUUAUCUACCUUACUUCCAUCAUGCUCUCCAGGAACAUAUACUGGCCUCGGCUACAAAUUCUCUAUUGACAAAAUAAAAGAGGAAACAGGUCCUUUGAGGACGUUUGUAACAAAUUUGAAGUAUCCUUUUGAAGACCACACCAUCACUACACGAGACGGAUAUGUUCUUACUUACCAUCGAGUGGCAGAAUCAUCUCCCGAGGUGGAAGGUAAAAGGAAGGAAGAAGCUCACAGACAUCCUGUGCUCCUUGUACACGGUAUCCUACAAUCCUCAGCGUUCUACCUGGCAAUACCACAAGGACUGGCGUACAGGCUGGCAGACGCUGGGUUCGAUGUAUGGGUGGCGAACCACAGAGGCAAUCCUUACUCAAAGGCUCACCUGAACCUCAACCCGACGUUGAAUUCAAAGUAUUGGGAGUUCAGCUUUGACGAGAUGGGAAAAUUUGACUUACCCGCAGCUGUUGACUACAUUCUUAAGAAAACUAAUAAGAAGACUAUUUCUUACAUAGGGUUUUCCAUGGGAACCACAAUGUUCUGGACCUUCGCUCACUAUUGGCCGGAUUACAUGACCAAGAUAGAUUGUAUGAUAGCAAUGGCUCCAAUUGCUAUACCUAACUCACUCAGUGUUGUCAUAAGUAAAUUCAAUAAUGGAGCAGUGAAUUCCAUUUUAAGGUCACUCAACAUGUUGAAUUUCUAUGAAUUUCGUCCGUAUUACAGAAGAUUUGCUUUCAUAGUUCGAGCCCCGUGUGGUGGUCCGGAAACAAAGAGGGGUUGGUUGUGUAGGGGGAUUAUAAAGUUGGUUUGUUUAUUAUCAGGCAUGCAAGAAGAUCUUUUAAGCUACAAGUACAUGUUGAGUUCGCUGGAUUUCAUGUCAGCAGGAACUUCGAUUCAAUCUUUGUUUCACCUUCUUCAAGUCGGAAGUGCAAACGAGUUUAUGAUGUACGAUUACGGAGAGAGAUUUAACAUGUUUUACUACAGUGGAAAAACAACGCCUCCUAAGUAUGACUUAACUAGAGUGACUGUUCCUGUUUACCUUAUACAAGGGGGGAAAGACGUGUAUUCUGUUACAAAAGACACUAAAAUUCUGAAAGAAAGACUGGAUGUUAAUGGGAAAGCUUACCUUUUUCUGGAAGAGGAAGCAAAAGGCUACAACCAUUUGGAUUUUUUCUUUGCUGAUGGAGCAAACGAAAUAAUACACCAGCCUGUGGUAAACAAACUAAGUGAACAUGUAAAGUAAUUAUGAAUCAUCAGAAAUUUAAGGAAAUAUAAACUGAGACUGAAUUGCAAAAUUAAGUUGAUGUUAUUAAAACUUUAGAGUUACUUUUUAACCUCC
Molecule: messenger RNA, 1397 nt
Organism: Macrosteles quadrilineatus (aster leafhopper)
Lineage: Eukaryota; Metazoa; Arthropoda; Insecta; Hemiptera; Cicadellidae
Product: lipase member K-like
Exons: 1
Coding region: 33-1301 (422 amino acids)
Molecular function (GO): hydrolase activity, acting on ester bonds
Source: RefSeq, a predicted model, not a curated record